Staurois parvus is the source of this 437-nucleotide messenger RNA. Lineage: Eukaryota; Metazoa; Chordata; Amphibia; Anura; Ranidae. The record is from the annotation of a GenBank genome assembly.
UGCCAGCCAUCAGUGCUCAUCAGUGUCACGUGCCAGUGCCCAUCAGUGCCACAUCAAUGCCACCCAUCAGUGCCAGUCAGUGCCACCUAUCAAUGCCAAUCAGUGCCACCUAUCAGUGCUGCCAAUCAGUGCCACCUAUCAGUUCCAGUCAGUGUCGCCUAUCAGUGUGCAUCAGUGCCGCCUAUCAGUGCCAGUUAGUGACGCCUAUCAGUGCCAGUCAGUGCUGCCUAACAGUGCCAGUCAGUGCCGCCUAUCAGUGCCAGUCAGUGCUGCCUAUCAGUGCCAUAUAUCAGUGCCAUAUAUCAGUGUCAUGUAUCAAUGCUGCCUUUCAGUGCCCAUCAGUGAUGCCUGUCAAUGCCCAUCAGUGCAACCUACCAGUGCCUCCUCAUCAGUACCCAACAGUGCCACCUAUCAGUGUUCAUCAGUGCAGCCUAUCA